UCGUGCCAGUCAGACGUAUCCGCCACGCCCCCGCGUCGCCCCCAUUGUGAAAAAGCUGGGGAAAGCCAGAAAAUCGUAACCGAAGCGAAGCGAGCGCGCGUUUUAAACGGCAUCGGAGAAUCGGAGAAUCCGAAAAGCGGAGAAUCGGAGAAUCGGACAUCGGAAGUUCUGCUUUGGAGUGGAGCAGCGUCGUCGUGACCGAGCUCGAACCAUCAUCAGUCGCUUUAACCCUGCUGCUCUUUUUGGGGGCAGCUGGUGGCCCAUGGAACUAUGCUCGGAUAUAUCAUCGUAUCGCCGCGCCAGCUAAAGCUAAUACUUCGACCAGACCGGGGAGAUAUGAAUACCUAACCUACGACACUAAAUCCAAAACCAAUCUGCAUCUAAAACCUAAAACCUAAAACUGAAAACCAAUUGCAUCUCCUAACUUACCGAUUGUGUCUGUGUGCCUGUGUGUGUAUGUGUGUGUUAUGUCUGUAAAUUUGGUUCGUUGUUGUUAGAUGUAAUACCAUACCAACACACACAAUACAACACAAAAAGCAAAACAAAACACCCCGCCUGAAAUAAAUCCAAAGCCUGCCCGCUAACGAUCAUGCAUAAACCAAAGCUAGCGAAUGCUAUAACCGCUGCUGCCAUUGCCUCAUCCAUAUCCACCAACAAAAGCAACAGCAACAGCAACAGCAACAACUUCAUCGGUGGCAGCAGCAGCGGCAGCUCCUCCGGUGGCAACAAGUCGAAGCGACCACGUCAGUUCGGCAAACACUCGUUCGGAUCGAGUGGGGGCGGGCAAUCGCUCCUCCGGCCGGACGACUCCGGCUUCGAGCACCUCGACCUCGACCACGACCACUCGUCACUAAUUGGGGAUUCGAUUGAUUUAGAGCACUACAUCAGCGCCAUGGAGGCCCGUCGACACGACCAGGAGCCAGAUGUCUGGGCCCAGCUGCAGCAGAAGGAGUCGGACAUCCUUUUGGCCGCCGAACUGGGCAAGGCCCUGCUGGAGAAGAACGAGGAGCUGGUCAAGCAGCAGGAGAAGCUCAUCGAGGACUAUUCCACCAAAAUUGAGAAUCUCGAGCAGGAAAAGCAUGUGCUGCGCCAGAAGUUGGCAAUUGCCGAGGACGAGAGCGAUCAGCGUGUCCUCGAGUUGCAGUCCGAUCUCACCGAGCUGAAGGACAAGCUGCAGACCCAGGACACGGCCAUUCGGCAGGCGGAGAAGGAGAAGACCAUCCUGAUCGACGAGCUGCAGCACCAGAACACACGCCUCACCGAACAGAUCCAGGAGGCCCACGCCACCGAGCUCAAGCUCAGCGCACAGAUCCAGGAGCUGAAGGACCAGUACCACUACAGGAACAGCAGCCUGCAGGAACAUGUCAACAGCCUGGAGUCCAUCAAGACAGAACUCAACCUCACCACGGGUAAGCGGCAGGAGCUGGAGCGUCGGCUGCAAGUCGCCCUGGAGGAAAAGGAGAGCCUCACCUCAUCGCUGGAGGAGUCCUCCGACAGAAUCCACAUGCUGGAGCGCCAUGCCCGCGAGCAGGAAACAAAAUUAGAGACCACCUUACAAGCAUUGGAACGCUCCCAGCGCGAAAACAAUGUACUCAGUGAACGUUUGGGUGCCGACACCAACUCAACGCCGGGCAGGAAGAGUCUGCAAUUUGAAAUGGAGUGCGAUGAGGACGAUGGCAGCUACACGGAAACGGGGAAGCCCAAUCAAAUGUUUAUUGAGGCUCGAUCCGUCUACAUACAACUUAAGUCCCUCGUGGAUUCGCUGAAAGUCAGCCACGAUGACGACUCAGGUCUCAACUCGGACAUAUCGCUGGAGCUGGAGUCGAUGGACAACACCAUAUCGAGCUCGGAGCGCCACGAGGACGGUCACCUGGCCAUCGAGUUCCGACAGGGCAUGCUUUCGGCGAUGUCCGACGAGCUGACCCGGCUGCUGCUCAACCUGGACGCCGGGAACUUCAAGAAGAUGCUGGACCAGACCCGUAAUCUGGUGCUGGAGCAGGAGGAUGAGAUCAAGCGCAGCCACCAGCUAAUCCAGCAGUUGGAGGCCAAGGUCACGGUGACCGAUGUGGAGUUGCAGAAUGUCAAGGAGGAGCGAGAUCAGGCUCGUGGUGAUCUGGAGGACAACACGGACCGCGAUGAGUUGCUGUCCAAGGCUCAAACCGAGCGGGAUGCGGCCAAUGAUCGGCGAACCAAGGCCGAGGUGGAGUUGGCCAAGACGCGGGUGGAGCUGAUGCAGGCGAAUAGCCAACUGCUCGAGUCCAUUCAGCAGAAGGUGGAGCUGUCGCAGCAGCUGGAACAGUGGCAGAUGGACAUGCACGAGCUGAUCGACGAGCAGAUGCGCUCCAAGCUGAUCAACAACCGGCGGGCGAUGGCCGCCGAGUCAUCCGCCCCAUCGCCUCCAAGCAGUGCCGCCGCCAAUCUGGCAAAGCGUGUGACCAGCUACAAGCUGUGGAGCUUAUUUCAGCGGUAAUUGGACGAACCUUACGACCCGCUGGAAGGUCUACGCCACCCUUUUGUUCUUAAUGUAGAAGAACGGAUCUAUAUAUUUUUAAUAUUUAUAUUUAUAUACACAACAAAACCACACACAAAUCGGAGAGCCUAGGCAUAUAUUGUACUUUAUUGUUAUUUGUAUACUGGAAGCAUCGACCUUCUUCUGUUCGUAGUAAAAUCUAUCUAAUUACGCUUUAUUAAUUUUAAACACUUACCGCAUAUUCGAUAUGAUUAUUGUACCUACUGUAAUUACUGUAAUUGUAACCCUAUUUGUACUUAUGUUUAAACACAAAUCGUAUAAGCGAACGCUUUGCGCCUCUAUCUCUCUAUUUAGUUUGUCCAGAAUUGUUCUUAAAUCCCUAUAUGGACCCCACAAGUAAUACUUAAGCGGUAAAGAAAUUUGAUCUUUUUUUAUGACAACCUGUUUUGUUACUUGUUGGGCCCGUUUAGGUGUUAAUUGUUAACUGAUAAUCAAAAAAAAUGAAAACAUAUCGCGCCUUUACGUUGGGGGCUUAAAAAGCCUCCUCUUCUCGGGAGAAACUGUUGCGAUUCAUCAAAAUCAAGUGAAACGAAAAUCAAAAUCUGUACGUAAGCAAAUAUUAUGUGUAAGCAAGGCAUUUAUGUUAUAGCAAGUAAAAAAUAUUUAUCAUGCUGGCAAUCGGAGGGAGCGCAGAAACGUUAAAAAACUGUGCAACAGACAAAACUUGCCUUAAUGAACGGACAAUGACAUUUUAGAUUGUUUAAAUAACAUAAAUUACCAAUAAACUUACGAAUAUACCACAA
Drosophila ficusphila is the source of this 3273-nucleotide messenger RNA. RefSeq names its product bicaudal D-related protein homolog. The record is from RefSeq and is a predicted model, not a curated record. NCBI's taxonomy places the organism in Eukaryota, Metazoa, Arthropoda, Insecta, Diptera, Drosophilidae. The coding region runs from base 590 to 2470 and encodes 626 amino acids. The transcript has 7 exons.